Formica exsecta is the source of this 699-nucleotide messenger RNA. RefSeq lists its product as uncharacterized. Lineage: Eukaryota; Metazoa; Arthropoda; Insecta; Hymenoptera; Formicidae. The record is from RefSeq and is a predicted model, not a curated record. The transcript has a single exon. Bases 1 to 699 code for a protein of 232 amino acids.
AUGGCGGUAAUUAAUGAAGACCUACAAGCUGACGAACCAGGAGAGCUUGCAGAUGCAUCUGAAGCAAACGAAGCCAGAAAGGAGUCCUUCGUUUGGCCAGAUCAGGCAGUUCUUUUGUUUUUGGAGACCUACCGAGAUAAUGAGCCUGAUUUUGCCUCGGGUCUGAAACGCAACAACAAAAUAUGGGUGGAAAUUGCCAACGAAAUGAAGAAUGCUAAGUACAAUGUCACUGCUGCUCAGUGUCAAAAUAAAAUGUCCGGACUGAAAAGAACAUACAAAAAUAUAAGUGACAGCAACAAGAAUUCAGGUAAUCAUUCAAGUUCUUGGGCCUUUUACUCCGUUAUGGAUUCAAUAUUUGGAGAAAAAGCAUGGAUAGCACCUGCAUCAAUAGCUAGCAACGAUGGUCCACCCUCUCCAGGCUCUUCAUCAUCCACUUUAUCAGAGAAGUUAGCAGCAGAUCAGCCAAAACCGAAGAAAAGACGGGUGGAAUCCAUUUUAGAAUCGUUCAUCACAGAAAUCAAAAAAGAUAAGCAGAAGGAAAGGGAGAACAGAGAACAACGGAGAGCAGAAAAGGAAGAUAGAUGGAAACAGAUUAGACAAGAGAAGAUGGAAAUGCACAAAGACAGAAUACAGCUCCAGCAGUCUCUGAUUGAACUACUCGCUAAAAUUGCAGAACGCAAGGAGCCUUAUUUAGUUUAG